Molecule: messenger RNA, 792 nt
Organism: Plasmodium malariae
Lineage: Eukaryota; Apicomplexa; Aconoidasida; Haemosporida; Plasmodiidae
Gene: RPS2
Product: 40S ribosomal protein S2, putative
Exons: 2
Coding region: 1-792 (263 amino acids)
Biological process (GO): cytoplasmic translation; ribosomal small subunit assembly
Cellular component (GO): cytosolic small ribosomal subunit; ribosome; 90S preribosome
Molecular function (GO): structural constituent of ribosome
Source: RefSeq, a predicted model, not a curated record
AUGACGAACAAGAAAGUACAAUCCCCAAAGGAAGAAAGCAUUGCUAAAAUGCUUAUUUGUAAAGUUCACAUUGGAACGAAAAACUUGGAAAACAAGAUGAAAAGAUAUGUGUACACAAGAGCGAAAGAUGGAGUACAUAUAAUUAACUUGGCCAAAACUUAUGAGAAGUUACAACUAGCUGCAAGAAUUAUAGUAGCUAUUAGUAACCCAGCUGAUGUAGUAGUAGUGUCAGCUAGACCAUUUGGUAGUAGAGCUGUAUUAAAAUUUGCUCAGUACACAGGUGCACAAGCAAUAGCAGGAAGAUGGACUCCUGGUAUGUUAACAAAUCAAAUUAUUCAAAAAUUUACAGAGCCAAGAUUAUUAAUAGUAACAGAUCCAAGAACAGAUGCACAGCCAGUUAAAGAAUCAUCAUAUGCAAAUAUUCCGGUCAUUGCUUUAUGCGAUUCUGAUUCCCCUUUAGAACAUGUAGAUGUAGCUAUACCAUGUAAUAAUAAAGGUAAAGAAUCAAUUGCACUUAUGUAUUGGUUACUAGCACAAGAAGUUUUAUAUCUUAAAGGGACCCUACGAAGAUCCCAACCAUGGAGUGUUAUGGUUGAUAUGUUUUUAUGGAGAGACCCUGAACAAUUUGAAUUGAAAAAUUUGACAAAUGAAGAAAAUGCCCCAGUAGCUCCUCAUUUAGCGGAUAAUCAGUUCGCUACGGAAGCUCCAUAUGAAGAAUGGAACAAGAAAGAAGAAUGGAAUGACAAUGCAAAUGAAGAGUGGAAAAAUCCUAUCACCGCUGAUGAGUGGUAA